Chanos chanos (milkfish) is the source of this 1209-nucleotide messenger RNA. Its product is annotated as beta-1,3-galactosyltransferase 2-like. The record is from RefSeq and is a predicted model, not a curated record. The coding region runs from base 1 to 1209 and encodes 402 amino acids. Gene Ontology annotation, molecular function: N-acetyl-beta-D-glucosaminide beta-(1,3)-galactosyltransferase activity. The transcript has a single exon. Gene Ontology annotation, biological process: protein O-linked glycosylation. Gene Ontology annotation, cellular component: Golgi membrane. Lineage: Eukaryota; Metazoa; Chordata; Actinopteri; Gonorynchiformes; Chanidae.
AUGCAGUGGAGACGGCGACACUGCUGGACACACAUUGCCGCGCUCAUCUCACUGCUCUCUUUCGCAGGAGUACUUCUCUUCCUGCGUCACCACUCCACGGUAUGGGACUGGAUUGGAAGAAGGUAUAACCCAGUGACUUACUCAACUCAUGGGGUUCAAUCUUCUAAAAUGGAGGCUAACCAGAGUGCCUUGCUGCGGUACGGCUGGAAGGAGGCUGGGAAUUCAAAAGGACCACUGAGGCCCGAGGUCACAUCCUCCCUAGAUAAAGACUCCACUCAGGGACUUGAAAACUCCCUGGGUUCCAACAGUAGUCUGAGUGGAGAGAUGACGGCAACAAGGACUCAAAAGGUGGAGUCCUACGCCUACAUUAUAAAUGAGCUGUACAAGUGCCAACAGAGAGACCCUUUUCUGGUGCUGCUGAUUGCCGUAGAACCCCAACAAGUGGAAGCAAGAAAUGCCAUCAGGCAGACAUGGGGGAAUGAGACUCUAGUCCAGGGUCUGGGAUUAGCGCGGCUCUUCAUGUUAGGCCUAAAAGAGGGCAGUCAGGGAGUCAGGAACAGUCGUCUGCAGCGCUCCAUUGAGGCAGAGUCUCGCCAACACCGUGACAUCAUCCAGCAGGAAUUCAUGGACACCUACCACAACCUUACCUUAAAGACUUUGAUGGGGAUGCACUGGGUGGCCACACACUGCCCCAAUGCAAGAUAUGUCAUGAAGACAGACAGCGACAUGUUUGUGAACACGGAGUAUCUCAUACAAAAGCUCCUCAAGCCCAGUGUGCCACCAAGACAAAACUACUUCACAGGUUACCUUAUGAGGGGUUAUGCCCCAAACCGAAACAAGGGUAGCAAAUGGUACAUGUCACCUGAGUUGUAUCCCAGUGAGCGAUACCCUGUAUUUUGCUCUGGGACAGGCUAUGUGUUCUCAGGUGACAUGGCACAAAAGAUACAUCAAGCAUCUCUGAGCAUACGGAGACUUCACCUGGAAGAUGUCUAUGUGGGUAUAUGUCUGGCAAAACUGAGAAUAGAGCCAGUACCACCGCCAAAUGAAUUCCUUUUCCAUCACUGGCGGGUGUCCUAUUCUAGCUGCAAGUACAGCCAAUUGAUUACAUCCCACCAGUUUCACCCUAACGAGCUAGUCAAGUACUGGGACCAUCUGCAAACCAACAAACAAAAUGCUUGCACCAACAGCAAUGCCAAAGGACACGGGUAG